Messenger RNA from Ascoidea rubescens DSM 1968, 1322 nucleotides. It is a transcript of the gene URA3, whose product is annotated as orotidine-5'-phosphate decarboxylase. Gene Ontology annotation, cellular component: cytosol. NCBI's taxonomy places the organism in Eukaryota, Fungi, Ascomycota, Saccharomycetes, Ascoideales, Ascoideaceae. The transcript has a single exon. The coding region runs from base 375 to 1178 and encodes 267 amino acids. Gene Ontology annotation, biological process: 'de novo' UMP biosynthetic process; 'de novo' pyrimidine nucleobase biosynthetic process. The record is from RefSeq and is a predicted model, not a curated record. Gene Ontology annotation, molecular function: orotidine-5'-phosphate decarboxylase activity.
UCCUUCAUUUGCUUCUGUUCAACCAAAGAGUUGAACUGUUGUUGUUCACGAGAAGUCAACUGGUCCAUUUUUGAGUGUGAUAGGGGAGAGAGGUGGAGAGAACAGGGGAAUUGGGGAGGCGACUGUGGUGAUUGUGGUGGAAUUGGUGGAGCUGGUGAAGAUGAAGGAAUUGCUUUGGAAGAGUUGAAGAAAUUUGCCUUUCGUUUCCGUUGCGGCGGAUGCGGAAAUCCGGGACGGAAAAACAGAGGAGGAAAAAAAGAAGAGGAAAAAACGAAGACGAGGUACAAUUGAUGAUACUGCUUCUUAUUGCUGUCGAUUCUUGGUGCAGUUGAUUCUUAUUCCUAUUGAUUAGUGGAUACUGGUGGUAGAUAAGAAUGGCGUUGUUAUCGUACUUAGAAAGAGCAGAGGCGCACUCUUCUCCGUUGGUCAAAAAGCUCUUUGGGAUCAUGCAAAGCAAGCAUUCCAACUUAUGUGCCUCCAUCGACGUCUCGACUACAAAGGAGUUUCUUGCAUUGAUCGAGCAGUUGGGACCGUAUAUUUGUUUGGUUAAGACUCACAUCGACAUCAUCAACGACUUCUCGUACGAGAAAACCAUUGCACCGCUAUUGGAGUUGAAGAAAAAACACAAUUUUUUAAUCUUUGAAGACCGGAAGUUUGCAGACAUCGGCAACACAGUGAAGCACCAGUACAAAGAUGGCAUCUACAAGAUCUCGUCGUGGGCAGAUAUCACCAACGCUCAUGGAGUCACUGGCGAGGGAAUCGUGAGAGGGUUGAAGGAAGCUGCAAAAGAAACAACGAGCGAGCCCAGGGGUCUUUUGAUGCUUGCAGAGUUGUCGUCGAAGGGCUCGUUGGCGAAGGGUGAGUACACCCAACAGACCAUCGCCAUUGCGAAAUCCGACAGGGAGUUCGUGAUCGGUUUCAUCGCCCAGAACUACAUCAACGGCUUCGACGAGGGCUUUGACUGGGUGCUUAUGACCCCCGGCGUGGGGUUGGACGACAAGGGCGACGCCCUCGGACAGCAGUACCGUCUGGUUGACGACGUCGUGUUCGGGGGCACUGAUAUCAUCAUUGUGGGCCGAGGCUUGUUUGGUAACGGCAGAGAUCCGGCUGUCGAGGGUGAGAGAUACCGUCGUGCUGGGUGGGAGGCAUACCGCGCCCGGAGUGCCCUUUCCGGCUAAGCAACCCGUGCUGCUGGCGUCGUUUUUUUGUUGGAGCGCUGGGAAUUGUUGGCCGCAUUCCGCGUGCUGAUUGGCCCGUACGAUCCAGCAGCAUUUUUCACGUACUCUGCUAUCUUAUAUAAUCUGUCCAUAUUCAUCCCAUCU